Messenger RNA from Columba livia (rock pigeon), 2050 nucleotides. RefSeq names its product ribosomal RNA processing 36 (gene RRP36). Bases 26 to 1024 code for a protein of 332 amino acids. Gene Ontology annotation, cellular component: nucleolus; 90S preribosome. The transcript is spliced from 7 exons. NCBI's taxonomy places the organism in Eukaryota, Metazoa, Chordata, Aves, Columbiformes, Columbidae. The record is from RefSeq and is a predicted model, not a curated record. Gene Ontology annotation, biological process: maturation of SSU-rRNA from tricistronic rRNA transcript (SSU-rRNA, 5.8S rRNA, LSU-rRNA).
CUGUGCGCCCUACGCCCGUCAAUAAAUGUCCGUUCCUCCGCCCGGCUCUGUCCGCGUGUGCGCCGCCGCAGCGCGCCUGCUUCCGGUCCCCCGCUGCCGCGCGGGCUGGGGUCCGAGCUCGGGGCGGGUUCCCGCGUGGCGCUGCCGGGAGCGGGCGGUGAUGCGGCCGGAGCCCGCGAGGGGCCGGCCCCGGCGGAACUGGCGGGCCCGAGCGGCGGGACGGGGAGGAGCUGCGGCCGCAGAGCAGCCCCUCGGGAGGCUGAGAGCGGCGGAGGGCGGGAGCUGUGGCGACAGCAGCGAUGGCGGCGACAGUGAGGAGAUCGGGAGCCUGCUGGGGGCUGAGGGCGCGGAGGAGCCGGCGGCGGAGUCCAGCGGGAGAGAUCAAUCUGAUAUGUCUUUUGAGGAACGGCUGCGGGUGCAGAGUGUUAUGAAAACAAGAGUGCACAAGCCAGUCACCAAUGGGAAGAAAACUGCAAAACCUACCAAAGCUACAGUGAAGCAGCAACAAAGCAAAAAGGGGCCAUUGGAAAUGUCUGCCAAGAAGCCUGUACCUUUUCUGCGACAAGUUAUCUCUGUUACAAAGAAGGUCCACAGAGACCCUCGAUUUGAUGACCUGUCUGGAGAGUAUAAGCCUGAAAUAUUUAUGAAGACCUACAGCUUCCUGGACAGCAUCAAGAAGCAGGAGAAGGAGAUGGUUCAGAAGCAGCUGAAAAAAUGCCGGAAUGUGGAGCAGAAGGAGAAACUCCAGCAGCUCCUGAAUCGCAUGACACAGCAAGAACAAGCACAGAAAAAGCAGCAGAAAUCGAGAGAGAGAGAGCUGUCUUUAAAGAGACAACAGAGGGAAUUGGCCAAGCAAGGAAAGAAACCUUUCUUCCUAAAGAAAUCUGAGAAGCGGAAAUUGGAGCUAGCUGAGAAGUAUGCAGAGCUGAAGAGGAGUGGAAAGCUGGAGAGCUUCCUGAAUAAGAAAAGGAAGAGGAAUGCCAUCAAAGACAAGCACCGUCUACCCUCACAGAAGAACUUGUGACUGCCACACAGAUAUGCUGUUGUCUGGCACUGGGAUUCACUCUGUCAUGGCCAGGCCUGAAAGGCCAUUGCUCCUCCCAGUAUCUGCCUUUCACUGUGCAGUGAUGCUGUUAGGCAGCAGAGCAGAGGUUGAAUUGAAGGAAAUAGUUCUUUUUGUAGCCAAAAUGUCCUCUUCACUUGUGGUUUACACCACACCUGUGUGGUCACAAGUCUGUCAUGCAAAUGUACAUGGUGUCUCAGUCCUUGCAAGUUGCUCAUCUCUUCCUCUAGCUUUGGGGGCAUGAGCCCUACCCUGCAGUGCUGGCUCUAUUCCAGAUCUUAUCAGACACCAGCUCAUGUGGGAAAGGACCUCGGGUGGGAGGGCUCUGGUGCCUGUACAGAGCAGGGCUACCAGGUUGCCCAGAGCUUCCUCAUUUGGGUCUGGGAAUGUCCAAGGAGAGAUGCCACCACCUCUCUUAGCCUCUGCUUUACUGCUUCAAGUUCUCAAGAUGAUUUUUUUAAUUCACACACCCCCCCCUCCCCCCCUCCAGGAAACCUGCCUGGUUUUAGUCCAUGUUGUCUCUUUCUCAGUGAAGUGCCUGGCUCUGUCUUCCUAGUAGCCUUGUCAUUGGUCUGCGGGAUAGGUGGGAAGGGAUGCUCUUCUCUUCCUGAGGGUGAAUAAACCCUCUUUCAUCAGCCUUUCUUUGCAGCACUCCAGCCUCUGACAACUUUGACAUCCUCAGCAGGAGUCAGCCCAGAGGACCAACGUCCAUCUUCUGGGGGCCCUGCCUGCAUUGCAGUAUCUGGAUAUCUCACAAGUUCUGAGUAAAGGAUAGAUGAUUGGACCCUUCCCCAUUGCUCUACAGCCUCUGGUGAGGCUGCCCUUCCUUGCAGCCAGGUGAUGCUGCUGACUGUGCUCAGGUGCUGCUGCCUGGGAUCUCUCCAGUGGGGCUGCUUCUUCUCAGCUUCUUCAGGUGGUCUCUACAGGGCUAUUAGUGCUUCUAGGAAACUGAUUCUGUAUGAAAUAAAGUACCUCAGUUUUCCUUUA